GAUCUCGGUUUCCCCUGAUCUCGGUUUCUCACAACAUUCCCCCAAGGCUUGUUCAAAAGUGUGCUGUAAGUCAUGGCUUGAAAAGCUAUGCUUCUGCUGCACGUAAUAAUUAAAUUAAAUUACAAUUUUGCAAUAUUUUCAACACGUUUUAGUGGGCCUGGAAUCCAGACCGGAUUCUAGGGGAAUUGUUGCGUGGUUGGGUGUGAACGGUCCUUGAGAGAGAGAGCGCAGUCUGUCCAGCGAGUGAGAGAACUUGGCCUGUGAUGAUAUUUAGCCUCUCGGAACGAUCUGCUGCUGAUUCCGAACCACAACACAAAAAGUGCCCAAAAAAACGGAAGGACAGCUCUCUUCCUCUCCAGUUGCUGCAACUAAAGAAGUAGGACAGAAUCAAUACGUUGUAAUUAAAUUGUGCUCUUACGUCUCUAAAAUCGGCUAGUAAUAACCCUUGAGGCACUAGGAAUAGCUCGUAAUAUGGUUGACGAGCAAAUUCAUUAAUCCAGCGAAUUCAUCAAAUGUGGGUCACAAGGGUUAGACAUUCAUGUCACUCUACAAAAGACGUGUAAUAAAAGGACGAAUUGAGAUUAUUAAUUGUUGCAAGAUUAGUGCAGUUUUCCAACUUGGUGUCGCCAUCAAUUAGUGAUAUCAAUCAAAAUGUGGAGGUGGGUGGUACAAGAAGUCAAGUUAAAGCGUUGUUAUUGUUGACCCUUGAGCGUGAAAGGUUGAAGGUAGUGUAGUGAAUUAGUGUAAUGAAAGUGGUAUUAAACUCCCAAAGGAAGAAGAAUGACAUGAUUGGAAGUUAGCGACUCAACAAUUGUGCCGUGUUUUUUUUCAAAGUUUGGAGUGAAAACUUUGAUUCCACAGAAAAAUUAUUCAUUAACCACUACCGUCCCUUAUACCAAACUGAUUCAAUUUUCUCUAGUGAAAGUGUUUAAUAAAUUGUGUUGUGAAUGAGUAUUGCGAUGUGGUGGUGGUGAUGAACCAAUUGCAUUGGUCCGCCGGCGGAGAAGGCGCAAUCGCGCAUCUUCACUUUGGGUCUGCAAGGAUGGAAAAUUUUAGUGCGAUGGAUCCACGUAAACAGGAGCUACUGGAAGCACGCUUGCUUGGGAGCAGGAUGUCAUCCGGAGGACCUCAAGUACAGAUGACACCAAACCAAUCAGGUCAUCCACUUGGUUCGUCCGGUCACAAUAACGGAGCACCUCCUCAUCCACUGCCUCUAACAAGUGUUGUGACAACUGGAAACACCAGCGUGAUCACCUCAUCAGUAGGUCAUUCUGCCAUUACGAAUCCUCCUGGUGGCGGAAACACCAGUGGCAAUGUUGGUUCUGCUGCUCUGGGUUCGACAAAUGUAGGAACAAACAACGGAGUGAUUGACAGGAUGCACGGCGGUGGUGGUGGCUCCAACAGUUUGGAUAGAUUGGCAGCCUCUUGUGUCGUCCCUCAGACCAAUACUUCAGGGUCGAAUCCAGGACAAUUUAACAGUGGUGGUCCGCUUCUGCAUCCCCCAAUGUUGUCAUUACCAAAUUGUCAAAAUCAAAUUUCAAUCCAUCAUACCUCAAAUAGUGUUAUUUCUACAAAUAUUACAAAUGCGUCCGGACAAGGACCUGGACCUGGUCAGGCUUCUGGUGUCACGGGUCCAAAUCAAGACUCCAAUACGAGCGCUGGCUCGUCUCACAGUGAUAAAGAAGUAGAUACUCCUGCGCCUGAAAAGCAAAUACCGAAAGUACCUGCUCCUGAAAGGAAGAGAAAAAGAAAGGCUGAUGAUACAAUUUCGUUGGCAAAGUCCGGCGAAAAUUCAAGUGGGGCGACUCCGACGUCAUCUUCAAAAUCCUCAAAGAAAAUUAACGAUUACUUUGCUUCCAAAGCCCCGAGUGGAAGUCCCAUACGCAACUCCUCCCAAGGGGCAAAAAGUCCUUCUCCUCACCAAAAUAUUAAAUCAAACUUUCCUGCUAGUCCGCAAAACUUGAGUGGCUCAACAGUGAAUGUCACUACAGCUCAAGGGUCCUCAGAGUACAACACCAACUUAAUGCACCACCCGCGCUUGUCAAUGCCCUUGUCGGUCACAGCAUCAACCCCCGGGGGAAAUGUGAGCGGCAAUCUGUCUGGUAUUAGUGGUGGAAAUGUGGCUGGGAGUCACCCUAGUUCUACGCCUGGUGGAGUAGUUGCCGUGCACAAAGCCAUCCAGACUGAUCUAACGGGCGUAAGACUGGCAGAGAACGAGGCCCAAGCUUUGACAGACGUUGAGUCUAGAAAUACUCGCAUUGAUGAGCUGAAUAGAUCCAGUGAAGAACUACGACAUCAAAUGGCUGCUCAACAACGAGUGCUCGAACAACACAAAGCUCACAAUUUAAAGUGCAUAGAAGUGAUCAAAAAGUUAUUGAUUGAAAAGUCGUCAAUUGAUAGAAAAGAUUCAAGGCAGCGGUGCAUGCAAAACAGACUGAAACUGGGCCAAUUCGUUACCCAACGGGUUGGAGCAUCAUUCCAAGAAAAUUGGACGGAUGGUUACGCUUUCCAAGAGUUGACGAGGAGGCAGGAAGAGAUCUCGACUGAAAAAGAUGACAUCGAUCGUCAGCGGAAAUUAUUAGGAAAACGAAGGCCCCAAAUAGUCGAUGGCCAGGGGGGAUCAGCAAGAAAGGGGAGAGGAAAUAGCGCUCACAACGGUUCUUCUGAUGGAUUUGUAAAGCCUGGUGAAACGAAGGAACGCGAGCUUACAUGGCAAGAGUUUUAUGAAUCUGAUGAAAUUUUUAAGUUAAGACAAAACGCAUUGAAAAAGGAAGAUGCGGAUCUGCAGCUUGAAAUGGAAAAGUUGGAACGCGAAAGAAAUUUGCACAUUCGCGAACUCAAACGAAUUCUUAACGAAGAUCAAUCAAGGUUUACUAAUCAAUCGGUGCUUAAUGAUCGCUAUUUACUUCUCAUGUUGCUCGGCAAAGGGGGUUUCUCAGAAGUUCACAAGGCGUUUGAUUUGAAAGAGCAGCGUUACGUUGCAUGCAAAAUUCAUCAGUUAAACAAAGAUUGGAAAGAUGAUAAGAAAGCAAAUUAUAUCAAGCAUGCACUAAGGGAGUACAACAUUCAUAAGACUCUGGAUCAUCCUAGAAUUGUUAAGUUAUUUGAUGUGUUCGAAAUUGACGCCAACUCAUUCUGUACGGUUUUGGAGUAUUGCGAUGGACAUGACCUAGAUUUUUAUCUUAAGCAACAUAAAACAAUCCCAGAAAGAGAGGCAAGGUCAAUCAUCAUGCAGGUUGUCUCUGCCUUGAAAUAUCUCAACGAAAUCAAACCUCCAAUCAUUCAUUACGACCUAAAACCUGGCAAUAUUUUGCUGACUGAAGGUAACGUAUGUGGAGAAAUUAAAAUAACCGAUUUUGGGUUAAGUAAAGUCAUGGACGAGGAUAAUUACAACCCGGAGCACGGAAUGGACUUGACAUCGCAAGGGGCAGGAACCUACUGGUACCUCCCUCCAGAAUGCUUUGUCGUUGGAAAAUCUCCACCCAAAAUUUCAUCCAAAGUCGACGUUUGGAGCGUCGGUGUUAUUUUUUAUCAGUGCCUCUAUGGGAAAAAGCCAUUUGGCCACAAUCAAUCUCAAGCAACCAUAUUAGAGGAAAAUACAAUUCUAAAAGCUACAGAAGUACAGUUUCCUAAUAAACCCACAGUUUCAUCUGAAGCUAAGCAAAUCAUACGUCAGUGUUUAGCAUAUCGGAAGGAGGAUAGACUGGAUGUCAUUCAGCUUGCUAGGACUGAAUACCUUCAACCACCAAUUCCUAAACACAUGAGGAAUGCUGCGGCUGCGGCGUCUCAGCAGUCAUCCUCUUCGUCAUCACACUCUCACAACCAACAGCAACCCACAACACCCACAGGGAACAACCCCGGUUUCCCCCAAACUCUCUUUUCUGGAAUGAAUGCAUCCAGUUCGUCCUAGAACAACCUUAAAUUUAGAGUCUUCUGCUGCUAAACGAUGAUGACGGCUGACGCUGAUCUUUCCUGGAUGGCCUACAUACGUUUCGUCAUUCACCACCCAUCUCCUUUCAAAACUUAUUGCAUAAUUACAGAGAAACUUAUUACAGAAUUCAUUACGUUUACUAUAGCUAUAUACUUGUACUCCUGAGCUAAAAAUUAUAAAACUUCCUUUACCAAUUAAUAAUUUUAAGGAGGAUACACGAUGCAUCAGUACCAGUAGUAAAUGAGGCCAAUGUUUUACGUCUUUUCAAUCUUAUCCAAACAAUGGAAAUUCAGAUAUAUUUUGUUAGGCACCUCCUUUGUUUACCGUAAUUUCAUUCUUAUGUUUUAUUACUCGUUUUGUUAUGUGCUAUCUAAAACACAGUUUGUUUCUUAUUUAUAUACGUAGCGUAGGAUUUUUGUAGUUCAAGGGAACGGAAUGUUGGCAAUUCUGAGAAUUUUUUUUAGUUUUAGUGAUUAUUGGAAGUCAUAAUUCUACUAUUUUAUCCAAAUUCCUUUGUUUUUGUCAUCCUGGUGAAUGACUGCCCGGGUUGUUUGUCUUCGGACUUUUUUUAACCUUGUUUUUGAUCUAAUUAUUUUGUGACAGUAGUAGCCUCCAUUGCCUAGAGUUAGAGUUACAAUACGUGAUGGCAAUAUGUCGUUGUCUGGGUUUAAGAUGCAGCGCAGCCGUUAUUAGUAUUCAAAUCCUGUUAUUUGUUAGGUGUCUAUUAUUACAGAGCAUAGAGGCUGACUGAGUACGCCGAACGCAACUUUAAGUACGUAACAAAAUGUUACAUAUAUAAGAUAAAGAGUAUGUAAGUAGAAGAAAUUUGUAAAUUCGCAUUAUUUAUAGAGUUAAUAAGAGAAAGACCUUGUGAUUUUAUUGUUUAUCGCAAAAAAUGAAUACGAAGUAAUAAUAAUAAUAAUUACUUACUAUUAUUAUACACUUUCUAAUAAUAUAGUGUAUAAUAAUAAUAAGUAACUUCGUUAGAGAACACUGAAACGAAGAACUAUUAUAUAUGCCACAUUACAUUAUAUUAUUAUCAAAAUAUAGACCACGGUGAUGUAAAUAGAAAAAAAAGAACGCGAAGAAGCAUUGCAUGAGUAUUGUAUCUGCUGCUACUGCUGUUACAUAAUUACUAAUAUUAUUUAUUCCAGACACCAGUAAUUGUGUAAAGAUAAAAAAACUAAAUCUAAUCCGUGUACAAGAACUGUCGGGAGUUGAAUCGAUAGUCAUUAAAGUCAAACGGAAAUGAAAUAAUUCAUGUAUAACAGAGUGACAAGACGCCAAUAUUAAAAAAAACGUUACUCGAAAA
Molecule: messenger RNA, 5243 nt
Organism: Folsomia candida
Lineage: Eukaryota; Metazoa; Arthropoda; Collembola; Entomobryomorpha; Isotomidae
Gene: Tlk
Product: serine/threonine-protein kinase tousled-like 2
Exons: 16
Coding region: 974-3910 (978 amino acids)
Biological process (GO): peptidyl-serine phosphorylation; chromosome segregation; intracellular signal transduction
Cellular component (GO): nucleus
Molecular function (GO): protein serine/threonine kinase activity; ATP binding
Source: RefSeq, a predicted model, not a curated record